This is a messenger RNA of Patella vulgata (common limpet), 1673 nucleotides long. RefSeq lists its product as uncharacterized. Lineage: Eukaryota; Metazoa; Mollusca; Gastropoda; Patellidae. Bases 73 to 1095 code for a protein of 340 amino acids. The record is from RefSeq and is a predicted model, not a curated record. The transcript has 2 exons. Gene Ontology annotation, biological process: DNA integration. Gene Ontology annotation, molecular function: nucleic acid binding.
UCAGUCGUUUCAAGUUACAUCUAUCAUUGCGUCAUAUGUCGUAAAUUGCGAGGAAGAGUACAAGAACAGAAAAUGUCAGAACUUCCUGAAGAUCGAUUAGAGCCUGCGCCUCCCUUCACAUAUUGCGCUGUUGAUUGUUUUGGACCAUGGACUAUUAAGGAAGGAAGAAGCGAACGAAAGCGUUAUGGUGUAUUAUAUACAUGUAUGACUAGUCGAGCUGUUCACAUAGAAAUUGCGAAUAGUUUGUCAACAGACUCAUUUAUUAACAGUUUGCGUCGAUUUAUUGCUAUUCGCGGUCCUGUACGUCAGUUACGUUCGGAUAACGGCACCAAUUUUGUUGGAGCAAAAAGAGAAUUAUCUGAGCUUAUUCAUAAGAUCAAUCAUGAUCAUGUUAGACAAUAUUUGUUAGAAAAUGGUUGCGACUUUGUUUUCAAAAUGAACAUCCCUGCUGCGAGUCAUAUGGGCGGAGUUUGGGAACGCCAAAUAAGGUCAGUGCGAGCUGUUCUCUCUACGCUUAUGAUGCAGUCUGGAACACAGUUAGAUGAUGAAUCUCUUCGUACUUUUAUGUAUGAAGCUGCAGCAAUUGUGAACAGUCGUCCCUUGACUGUAGAUACUCUUAAUGAUGUCACAUCUUUAGCACCUUUGACACCUAAUCAUUUGUUGACUAUGAAGACUAAGAUUAUAUUACCACCUCCUGGAGAAUUUCAAAAGGAAGACGUUUAUUCUAAAAAGCGAUGGCGUCGUGUGCAGUAUAUGGCCAAUGAGUUUUGGACACGGUGGAAACGCGAAUUUCUACAAAAUCAACAAGUGCGCUCUAAAUGGAAUGAUUCUAAACGUGAAAUUUGUAACGGUGAUAUUGUUCUUCUGAUAGAUGAUAGUCUUCCGCGAAACCAAUGGUCAGUGUGUCGUGUUGUUGAAACAUAUCCCGAUGCGGACAAUCAUGUGCGUAAAGUAAAGCUUUACAUUGGUAAUAAAUAUUUAAAUUCUGAUGGAAAAUGUGUAAUUCCGCCUGUAUAUUUAGAACGUCCAGUACAGAAAUUAGUUUUACUUCUUGGACUUGAAGACCAGGGAAAUCCCCGCCAAGGAGCCAACUGAACUGUCUUUUUAAAAUUAGAACUCUCUUUAUUAAGUUCGUUGAAAUAUUGAAUAUGUAAUAGUUAGGUUGUUAUGUUUUUUGUUGAAAAUCAGCAUACUAAUUUUGAGGAGCCAUGUAACAAUUGUCGUCUUGCCGUAGUGUUGCGAUUGAAUGAAUGCAUAAUCAAGUAUAGACCGUAUGACUUACUAGAGGGGUAGCUAUUGGGAGCAUCAAUUGUUUACAUUCUAUGGUUUCCUAAUUAUAUUUUAUAUCCGAAGUAUAGAUAUGUUUAUUAGUAGAUUCUAUAUAUUAGAGUAAAUAUUAAAUACGUACAUAAUUAUUCAGUUAAUCAAAUUAUGAUUAUAAAUAUUUGGUUCGAAUUUGUAUGUGUAAUUUAUUAGUUACUCCUAUAAAUCGUGGUCUUUCGUCUGGGAUCAAGCAUGGCAGCCAAAUUUGUGCGUUGCGGAAAGGGGUGAAGUCAAAAAGUUUUCACAUAUGUGUAUUGUGUGUAUGUUCAACUUGAUAUUCAUCAUAUAAUCAACUUAGAAUUGUCUGUCAACUAAAUGAUGAUAUAAAGAGAAUUCAUUGAACCCUAAAA